This is a messenger RNA of Argiope bruennichi, 4611 nucleotides long. RefSeq names its product disks large 1 tumor suppressor protein-like. Bases 1342 to 3702 code for a protein of 786 amino acids. Gene Ontology annotation, molecular function: kinase binding. Gene Ontology annotation, cellular component: postsynaptic density membrane; neuron projection; neuromuscular junction. Gene Ontology annotation, biological process: chemical synaptic transmission. The transcript is spliced from 23 exons. The record is from RefSeq and is a predicted model, not a curated record. NCBI's taxonomy places the organism in Eukaryota, Metazoa, Arthropoda, Arachnida, Araneae, Araneidae.
GCCUCGUGCCCUCUCCGCACAGCUGUCCUCGUCGGUACUGGAUAUUGAGGGGACCGUGAGGGCGACCGACGCUGCAAUCGAUACUGCCCAACACAUUUGUUUCACGACGAUUAUUGACAAAAGACAGAGGUCGAUGCCACGAAUCGUCGGGAUUCUAUUCAGUCGUCUCUGGAAACUAUGUUCAAGUGCCAAGAAAACUUUUUCAAUAGUUCUGUGCGCAUAAACUGGAGGGCCGAAGUCCUUGGGAACUGCUUGUGCCAUGUCUUGAGCAACAAUUGCCAUCUGGUGUUUCCUUUAUAAAAAUUGAAUACAACAGACUCUGCAUUUAUUGUACUAAAUAUGUUGGAACUCAGCUAACUACGUACGCAAAUAGUUUCUAGUCCUCCCCAUUUCUACUCCCCAAUCUGCCACAGAAAAUAUCCUUCAAGGAGAAGAAAAAUUUCGUCUUAUCUGCUUCGCUCCUAGAAUGGCAGAAUGAAUAAUAAACGCCCUGGGAUCUGCUCCCUUGCGCUUUCAAGAAAUGAAUAACUCCGAGAAGUAGCGGACCUUGAAAUCUAAGCUAUUUAUUCUGUGGUUAUCUUCUUUUCCAAGGAAAAGGGGACGUCCUUCAGAGGAAAAGACAAAAGGAUAAUGUUCGCGCAGAGUUUCAGCUGUGUCUUUCAUAUUUCACUCAUCUGCGUGGACUCGAAGAAUGCGAGGGAGAAUUGUUAUCCACAAUUGCCGAUUCAAAUGUCACUUAAAUUGGCUGUUCUCCAAAUGUAUUGAUUUUAAACUUGGAAACUUUUUCUCGUGUAUAUUUGACACUAUCUUCUACUCAUUAGUGUGUCCCUAAAUGAUCGCUAUAAAGUUUUAUUCAUAAAAAUCAAUUAUUACAUUUUUUAUCUUCGUGUUUUUUAAAUAUUCUCGUUUUCGAAGAUAUGUACCAACUUGAUUGUCAGUGAAAAAUCAUUCCACAUUACCAAAUGAUGACUCAAACUUCAUUCUGGAUUUAAGAGUAGAUUCGAAACUAACUCGAUGUUAAACUCAUCAACUAUUUAACUUAAUAAUUGUUACUCCGGAUUAAUAUAUUAAAUCUGUGUAUGCUUAGGAUUUUUGCUUGCUUAGUAAUGACCGAUUAAUUUUAUUUUGGAAUUCGUGUUGUCAUGUAUCUUAUAAGAUUCAGCUGGAUAUCCUUCUUCUUGUACGACAGUUUUAUUACGUGAUUAUUCGCUUGUGUUCAGUGUUGUGAAAACGUGCGGACUGACAUGCGGGCAUGUGUGGGCUUGGCGAUCCCUCCGUUAUGUGGGGCAACCACCUGUCUUCGUGGGUUCGAAGGGGUGAUGAGGAGCAUGGUGUGACGCUAUGUGCUCUCUGUGUCCUCUCAGGAAGAAACAGACCAAGAUGGUGCGCUUUGACUCCUACGUGGAUACGAUCUCGUACCUGGAAUAUGCCAGCACGUGCAAGAGUAACGAUAGCUGGCAAGCGGGCGAAAAUGAACAGGGACUACCGAACAUCAUGAAUCUCCGAGUUUCUGACCAUCAUACAAAUGGUGAUGACGAAUGGGAAUAUGAAGAAAUCACGUUAGAAAGGGGUGGUGCUGGAUUAGGUUUCAGCAUAGCAGGUGGCACAGACAAUCCCCAUGUAGGAGACAACCCUAGUAUUUAUAUAACAAAGCUCAUUCCAGGUGGCGCAGCUGCUGCAGAUGGACGUUUACAGGUUAAUGAUAUUAUUUUAAAAGUCAAUGAUGUUGAUCUCAUUGAUAUACCUCAUUCUGUUGCUGUUGAUGCAUUAAAAAGAGCUGGUAACAUGGUCCAUUUGUUAGUAAAAAGACGUAGAGUUUCUCCACAAAUUGUAGAAAUCGAACUCAUCAAAGGUAACAAAGGUUUGGGAUUCAGCAUUGCUGGUGGCAUUGGAAACCAACAUGUGCCAGGUGAUAAUGGCAUCUAUGUUACCAAAAUAAUGGAAGGGGGUGCUGCUCAUCUGGAUGGUAGGUUGGAGGUUGGAGAUGAGUUAGUAGCUGUAGGUGAUACUAAUUUAGAAAAUGUAACACAUGAAGAGGCUGUAGCUACUUUGAAAGCAACCACAGACCGAGUAAUCUUAACCGUUGUUAAAAAUGCAGCUAACAGAAUGUAUAGGAAUCACUCUAGGAACGCCUCACCCUUGCCUGUGGCUAACAUUAUUCAAACACAGGAAGCUAUUCGAGCGAAGAGUGUAACCCCACCUCCUUUAAAUAUACCAGCAGAAUAUCCUCUGGAAUCUCCACCUGAUGACCAACCUCUUCCAAGAGCAGCUACAGUAGAAGAUUUUACAAGAGAGCCCCGCAAGGUGACGCUUUCAAAAGGAGCGACCGGCCUGGGCUUCAACAUUGUGGGAGGCGAGGACGGAGAAGGCAUCUUCAUUUCCUUUAUCUUGGCCGGAGGACCCGCCGACCUUAGUGGAGACGUGCGCAGAGGGGACCAAAUCCUCUCGGUAAAUAACAUCGAUCUGAGGCACGCCACUCAUGAACAGGCGGCUGCGGCCCUCAAAGGAGCCGGUCACACCGUCAAUAUGAUCGUCCAGUACAGGCCCGAAGAGUACAAUAGGUUUGAAGCCAAAAUCCAUGAUCUCAGGGAGCAGAUGCUGAAUAACACAUCGGGCAGCUUACGAACCUCACAGAAACGAUCUUUAUAUGUCAGAGCCUUGUUUGAUUAUGACCCCUCCAAAGACAGUGGUCUUCCAAGCCGUGGUUUGCCUUUUGGAUUUGGGGAUGUUCUACAUGUGACUAAUGCCAGUGACGACGAAUGGUGGCAAGCUAGAAAAGUUCUACCUUCUGGAGAAGAGGAAGGCAUGGGUAUUAUUCCUAGUAAAAGAAGGGUCGAGAGGAGAGAAAAAGCAAGAUUAAAAUCAGUAAAAUUUCAAGGAAGAAAUAGUUUCUCUGAUGGAAAGAGUACACUUGAAAGAAAGAAGAAAAAUUUCUCAUUUUCUCGAAAAUUCCCUUUUAUGAAAAGCAAAGAAAACAGUGGAGAUGACAGCGAUAAUGAUCAAGAUGGAUCUCCUACCAAAGAAGCUCCAAACAUAUCUGCCAGUGACAGUGAAGGUGGAAGCAUACGUGGUCCUGAUGAGCCCAUUCUUUCCUAUGAAGCUGUGAAUCAGGAAAAAAUUACAUAUGCAAGGCCAGUCAUUAUUUUGGGUCCUCUUAAAGACAGAAUCAAUGAUGAUCUCAUUUCUGAAUACCCUGACAAAUUCGGUAGCUGUGUUCCUCACACAACACGUCCCAAAAGAGAUUAUGAAGUAGAUGGUCGAGAUUACCAUUUUGUGGCAUCUCGAGAGCAGAUGGAACGAGACAUCCAGAAUCAUAUGUUCAUAGAAGCUGGCCAAUACAAUGAUAAUCUAUAUGGGACUAGUGUUGCCUCAGUCAGAGAAGUAGCAGAAAAAGGCAAGCACUGCAUCCUUGAUGUCAGUGGGAAUGCCAUCAAGAGGCUUCAGGUAGCAGGUCUCCAUCCAAUAGCCAUUCUUUUAAAGCCCAAAUCUGCAGAAUCUGUCAUAGAAAUGAAUAAGCGCAUCACUGAAAUGUCUGCUUUAAAAGCUUAUGAGCGAGCUCUAAAAUUAGAACAAGAAUUUGGAGAAUAUUUUACAGCUAUUAUCCAAGGUGAUACUCCUGAAGAGAUCUACAGCAAGGUGAAAGAGGUCAUCCACGAUCAGGCAGGUCCCACAAUCUGGGUACCAGCCAAGGAGAAACUGUGAUCCACAUAUCUUGAGUCUUUCAUCACAAAUCUCUCUCAUCGAAGUAAAUAUUGAUUUCAUCUAGAAGGCAGCUUCUUAGUACGGCUAUUUUGAAUGGACCGGAGCCUUCUCAGGUUUCCAUCGCAGAGAUGUAUAAAAUAUGAAAAAAUAUAUAUAAAUAAAUAUAUAUAUAUAUGUAGCAUUCCUAUUACAUCGGCAAGCUGCAAUUGCUUUACCUUCAAAUGUACAUAUUUAUAGUACUUAAAGCAAAGCGAAAUUGGUUUUAUUUUUUAGAAAACUAUUUUUUUGGAUUGUGACAACUCUCAAGAAUAUAAGAGGAUUUAGCUUCCAAGAUAAAUCUUUUAUGAUUCAGUUGAUGCAAAAGAGGGGCAUAAAAUGAGUGAGGGAGACAGCAUUUAAACUGAUAGCUUUUAUUGGAUAAGCAAGAUAUUUUUUAAUGAUUUUGUUCUUUUAUGUGUCUUGAUUAUGAUGCUUGACGAUUUAAUCCAGUUCUUAGUCCAGCGAGCAGCUUAUGUAUCUGGACGUGCAUUCCAGUAUUUGCAUCUUUCUGUAACCAUCAUUUCAUUCCAAGGUUUUAAAAUUCAUUUUAUUUUAUUUAAAAAUGAGUUUCCUGUAAGGAAAACAAAAUAAAGCAAAGCAUCCAUUCUUUCAGCCUCGCUGUUGUAUGAAUUUAGUGUACUUAAUGUGUUUGUUUGUUUUUUGCAUAUUGUUUCAAUGGCAUAUCAUGGUUUGCCCAGAGUUGUUCCUUCUGUCAGGACAUUGUACAAUUCAUCAAUGGCUGGUGUUUCUCUUUGUUAUUGAGAGUGUUCUCUAUGCAAAUGUACAUUUCUUCAUCCCAGGUGUGUAUGUGUGUGUAACAGAUAUGACCAACUCAGUGAUAUGUGUAAUAAAUUUAACACUUGCAAAGUA